This is a messenger RNA of Melopsittacus undulatus (budgerigar), 1442 nucleotides long. RefSeq names its product N-acetylglucosamine-1-phosphate transferase subunit gamma (gene GNPTG). NCBI's taxonomy places the organism in Eukaryota, Metazoa, Chordata, Aves, Psittaciformes, Psittaculidae. Gene Ontology annotation, cellular component: Golgi apparatus. The transcript is spliced from 11 exons. The coding region runs from base 78 to 1016 and encodes 312 amino acids. The record is from RefSeq and is a predicted model, not a curated record.
UCGGCCCCGCUCCAUGGCUCCGCGGCUGGGCGGAGCGGAGCGGCCGCCGCGCUCUUCCGUUUCCAGCGGAAGGGGCGAUGGCGGCGGCCUGGCUGCUGCUGGUGGCGCUGGGAGCGGCCCUGGCAGGGCCCUUCUCUCUGGCGGGGAAGAUGAAGAUUGUGGAGGAGCCGAACACGUUCGGGUUGAAUAACCCGUUCUUGCCUCAGACAAACAGGCUGCAGCCAAAGGUGUCCCCGUCUGCAAUAUCAGGCCCUGCACAUCUCUUUAGGCUUGCUGGCAAGUGUUUCAGUUUUGUGGAAUCAACGUACAAGUAUGAGUUUUGUCCUUUCCAUAACGUCACUCAGCAUGAGCAGACUUUUCGAUGGAAUGCCUAUAGUGGGAUUUUAGGAAUCUGGCAUGAAUGGGAAAUUGACAACAACACAUUUAUUGGAAUGUGGAUGAGGGAAGGAGACUCAUGUGAAACUAAGAGCAGACAGACGAAGGUUCAUCUUGUUUGUGGAAGGAGCAAUAAAUUGGCUUAUGUGUCUGAGCCAAGUACUUGUGUUUACUCUCUGACAUUUGAGACUCCUCUUGUGUGCCACCCCCACUCUCUUUUAGUUUAUCCAACUCUGACUGAAGCACUACAAAGGAAGUGGGAUGAAGCAGAGCAGCUUCUGUAUGACGAACUAAUAACUGACCAGGGUUACAGAAAAAUACUGAAAGAGAUUUUUGAGGAAGCAGGACUUCUAAAAGCAACAGAAGAAAAGGAAGUUGAGAAACAGGAUAAGAAAAUAAGUUUUGAAUUUGAAACAGUGGAGAAGUGCAGUAAGGAAUACAAGCAACUUUCUAAAGAAAUAAAAACCCUGAAAGAUUUAUUAAGUCAGCAUGGUAUUGCAUACAAAGGAAAUUUUGCUGAAAAUACCAGUGUUGAACAUGUAAGUCACAAACAGGCAACUGCAAUGACAACUCUUCUUACUGGGUUGAAGAAUGAUGAACACCUCCAUGGCGAUACGGGAGUUUGGAAUGACACUGUAUGAAGAAACUUGGGUGGUAAACAGUGAGUGUGUAUGGAACAUCAAGCAAGUUGAAUGUGUAUUAUGCCACUGAGAUGACUUACCUUCUGCUGUUAUUCUCGGCCUUCUGAAUUUCUGCCUUAAAGCAAAAGGAACGUAAUGGAGCGAGGGCUUUCCAUUGCUGAGAACAGUUGGCUGAUUUCUGAGAGCAUUUGUAAAACUUCUUUGAUACAGCUGCUGUUGGGCAGAGGUUCACAGGUUCUGUGCCUCCAGCCGCGGCUUUAUUUUCUUUGAUCAAGCAUGGUACCAGGUGGUGUAAAUACAAAACAGUUCAAGACCAGUGCUGUAAGAUGUUGUAUGGAAUGUAGUAAGUUCAAUAUUAAGAAUACGUGUCUGUAUGCUGAAAGGUUUUCUGCCAGCGCAGUGCACAAUGCACCGCUUCCCCACCGC